Messenger RNA from Apus apus (common swift), 2339 nucleotides. It is a transcript of the gene EEFSEC, whose product is annotated as eukaryotic elongation factor, selenocysteine-tRNA specific. Gene Ontology annotation, biological process: selenocysteine incorporation. The coding region runs from base 20 to 1759 and encodes 579 amino acids. Gene Ontology annotation, molecular function: translation elongation factor activity; GTP binding; GTPase activity. The transcript is spliced from 7 exons. NCBI's taxonomy places the organism in Eukaryota, Metazoa, Chordata, Aves, Apodiformes, Apodidae. The record is from RefSeq and is a predicted model, not a curated record.
CGGGCGCAGCAGCGCAGCCAUGGCCGCCGGCUCCGCGGCUCCCCGCGUCCUCAACGUGAACGUGGGUGUUUUGGGCCACAUCGACAGCGGGAAAACGGCGCUGGCGCGGGCGCUGAGCACCACCGGCUCCACCGCCGCCUUCGACCGGGCGCCGCAGAGCCGGGCGCGGGGCAUCACGCUGGACCUGGGCUUCUCCUGCCUGCGCACCGCGCUGCCGCCGCGGCUGGGCCCGGGGCCGGGCGAGCUGCAGUUCACGCUGGUCGAUUGCCCGGGACACGCCUCCCUCAUCCGCACCAUCAUCGGCGGUGCCCAGAUUAUUGAUUUGAUGAUGCUUGUAAUAGAUGUGACAAAAGGGAUGCAGACACAGUCAGCAGAGUGCUUGGUAAUUGGCCAAAUUGCCUGCCAGAAGAUGGUGGUAGUUCUGAACAAAAUAGAUCUCCUGCCAGAGGGGAAGAGACAAAGUGCCAUUGAGAAGAUGACUAAGAAAAUGCAGAAGACCUUGGAGAAUACUAAGUUCUGUGGGUGCCCUAUUGUUGCUGUUGCAGCAAAGCCUGGUGGACCGGAAGCCCCAGAGUCUGAGAAUCCACUAGGUGUUUCUGAAUUAAUUGAGGUCCUGAAGUCUCAAGCUUACCUGCCAUCAAGGGACCCCUCAGGACACUUCCUUAUGGCAGUUGACCACUGUUUCUCUAUCAAGGGUCAAGGCACAGUGAUGACAGGGACUAUUCUUUCUGGCUCUGUUAGCCUUGGUGACAAUGUGGAGAUUCCUGCCCUGAAGGUGACAAAGAAAGUCAAGUCCAUGCAGAUGUUUCAUACUCCUGUGACCUAUGCCAUGCAGGGUGACAGAGUAGGUAUCUGUGUAACCCAGUUUGAUCCAAAACUCCUAGAACGAGGCCUAAUUUGCACCCCAGAGUCACUUCAUACCAUCCAUGCUGCAAUCAUUUCCCUGAAGAAAAUCCAGUAUUUUCGAGGAGCUCUUCAGACCAAAGCCAAGUUCCAUAUCACAGUUGGUCAUGAAACAGUUAUGGGAAGAGUCAUGUUUUUCAGUCCAGCCCCUGCUGACUUCAAUGAAGAAAUACAAGAAAAUGUUUUUGAUUUUGAGAAAGAUUAUCUCUAUCAAGAGGAAUAUCUGUCCAAGGACUCGAAUUCUUCAGAGGACAACAAAGAAAAUGAUCAGGCAGGAGAAGUCCAGCUCCCAAAACAACAGUGGGCUUUGCUGGAGUUUGAAAAACCAGUCACUUGUCCUAGGCUGUGCCUUGUCAUCGGCUCCAAGCUGGAUACAGAUAUUCAUGCAAAUACCUGCAGGUUGGCAUUCCAUGGGGUACUGCUCCAAGGCAUGGAAGACAAGAACUACAUGGAAACUUUCCUGCCGAAGCUGAAAGUGUACAAACUGAAGCAUAAAGAAGGACAAGUGGAAAGGGUGAUGGAUGAUUACAGUGUGAUUGGUCGGUCAUUGUUCAAAAAGGAAACAAACAUCCAGAUUUUUGUGGGUCUAAAAGUCAAACUAUCUACAGGAGAAGAUGGAAUAAUAGAUGGUGGUUUUGGACAAAGUGGCAAAUUUAAAAUCCGCAUUCCAGAUGGGCUGAAGCCAGAUACCAAGAUGCUUCUUGCUGGUGCCUCCAAGAAGAGAUCUAAGGCAGGGAAGGGGGAUACCACCAAAGAGGAUGAAAGCAGCAAGAAUGAUUCAGCCCAACCUGUUACCAUCUCUCUUCUCUUUAAAAGAUACGUCUUUGACACGCAGAAGAAAAUGAUUCAAUCCUGAGAAAGCAAGAGAGGCCUCUGAUUGUGCUUGAAAAACCAGACUCUGAAAUUAAUUCAGGUGGAAUAUGUUUCUUGUCUGAGCACAUUAAACCUAUUCCUUCCUCACAAACAGAGCCUGGAAGCUUCUGCUGACUACGCGCCCCCUUCCAGAGUCUCUGCGAUCUGAUUUUGUUCUGUUAAAAUCUGCUGGUUCUGUCAUCUUUGCUCUGUGAAUCUUUGCAGUCAGUCAGAGAAUGUCACCUGCUGGAUUUGGGUGUGUGUUCUAAUAGCAGUGUUUUUCUGGAGAAUUGUUUUGGAGUUUCUCUUGGUUUAAAAGUUUACUGCCAAUAUUAAUCUAAAUCUAGUCAAGAUGGGAGUUUCCUGUGACCCACAAAAUGAAGCUGAUGAGCCUAGGUUUACUUUCCUGAGCCAGGUGGGGGAUAAAAAGCACACAGUAUAAGAAGUGAAACCUAAAAUGGAUGUUUCACAUUCCUUCAGCUACAACUAUGUAAGAUGCUAUCAGAGAGAUGGUAUGGAUCUUUUUUAUAAUUAUGAUUUAUAUCUAGAAAUGUUUUCAUAUUAAAACAUAAUGAUACAUGUGA